AUGUAUCUCCAGCUGAAUCAGAAUGUGGAAGUGCAGCGGGGUCGCCUUCGCGAUGACAUCAAGGAGUACAAGUUCCGUGAAGCGCGGUUGCUCCAGGAUUACACCGAACUGGAGGAGGAGAAUAUAUCCUUGCAGAAGCAAGUCUCUGUUCUCAAGCAAAACCAGGUGGAAUUUGAAGGUCUUAAACAUGAGAUCAAAAGAUUGGAGGAGGAGACAGAAUUUUUGAACAGCCAACUGGAAGAUGCCAUCCGGUUAAAAGAGAUAUCAGAGAGACAGUUGGAGGAAGCUCUAGAGACUUUGAAGACAGAGCGUGAACAGAAGAACAACCUGCGUAAGGAGCUGUCCCAUUACAUGAACAUCAAUGACUCCAUGUACAGCAACCAUUUGAGCUUCUCCCUGGAUGGACUCAAGUUCAGCGAUGAGAUCACCGAGCCUAACAAUGAUGAUUCCAUGAAUGGUUUUGAGCAUAAUGGGGUCAUCAAAAUGAAUGCUGACAACAAGCUGUCCACCCCCAAAAAGAACGACCCAGCUCCAAGUCUGGUUUCUGACCUGCUAAGCGAGCUAAACAUCUCUGAAAUACAGAAAUUAAAGCAGCAGCUGAUGCAGGUUGAAAGAGAGAAGGUUGGUCUUUUGUCAACUCUUCAGGAGUCUCAGAAACAGUUGGAGAACACCAAGGGAGUUCUUUCUGAGCAGAAUGACAAAGUCAACAGGCUUACUGAGAACCUAAAUGCCAUGAAGAAGCUCCAUGCCACCAAGGAGCGUCAGUCUGCCCUAGACAAUGAGAAAGAGAGGGACAGCCAUGAAGAUGGGGACUACUAUGAGGUUGACAUUAAUGGCCCUGAGAUUCUGGAAUGUAAAUACAAACUUGCCAUGGCAGAAAUCCAUGACCUCAAAGAGGAACUGAAAACUGUUAAGUCCAAGUAUGAAGAAUGUGAGCUUAAGUACGAAGAGGAUAAGAACAGGUAUGAAAGUGAAACUCAGUCUAUGGCAGAAAAGAUCUCCCAGCUAGAAAAGACCACACGGCAAGAUAGAGACCAAGUUGUCAGACUGGAGAAAGAACUCAAGAAAGUGAGUGAUGUGGCAGGAGAAACACAAGGAAGUCUUACAGUUGCACAGGAUGAGCUUGUCACAUUUAGUGAAGAAUUGGCAAACUUGUACCAUCAUGUCUGUAUGUGCAACAACGAGACGCCCAACAGGGUCAUGCUGGAUUACUACAAGGAGGGAAAAGGUGGCAGGAACAGCCCUGAGGGUAAAGGGCGCAGGUCACCAAUACUGCUUUCCAAAGGUCUAUUGAUUACAGAAAAUGGCCAAAGCGAGUCUGGAUCUCCAGUAUCUCCAGUUCCAUCGCCUGUUUCUGACCACAGAAAAGAACCUAUGAACAUUUACAACCUCAUAGCCAUAAUCCGUGACCAGAUCAAACAUUUACAAGCUGCAGUGGACAGGAGCACAGAGCUUUCUCGACAGCAGGUGGCUAGUCAGGAGCUUGGACCAGCAGUGGACAAAGACAAAGAAACCCUCUCAUGGAGGACAUUUUGAAGCUGAAGUCUUUGCUCAGCACAAAGCGAGAGCAAAUUGCUACCCUGCGCACUGUAUUGAAAGCCAACAAACAAACUGCAGAAGUCGCUCUUGCAAACUUAAAGAGCAAGUACGAUAACGAAAAAGCCAUGGUGACCGAAGCCAUGAUGAAACUCCGCAAUGAGUUGAAGGCCCUCAAGGAAGACGCUGCUACAUUCUCCUCUCUCCGAGCCAUGUUUGCCACAAGAUGCGAUGAGUAUGUCACACAACUUGAUGAAAUGCAGAGGCAGCUGGCAGCGGCAGAAGAUGAGAAGAAGACUUUGAACUCGUUGCUUCGAAUGGCCAUCCAGCAGAAGCUGGCAUUGACGCAGCGCUUGGAGCACCUGGAACUCGACCACGAGCAGGCCAAGCGCGUGCGCACUAAAUCUACGUCCAAAAACAAAACCAGUAACCCCAGUGU
Messenger RNA from Staurois parvus, 1975 nucleotides. Lineage: Eukaryota; Metazoa; Chordata; Amphibia; Anura; Ranidae. The record is from the annotation of a GenBank genome assembly.